This is a messenger RNA of Pelodiscus sinensis (Chinese soft-shelled turtle), 3778 nucleotides long. The record is from RefSeq and is a predicted model, not a curated record. Lineage: Eukaryota; Metazoa; Chordata; Testudines; Trionychidae.
CAUACCUGUUCUUUCUUUAGCCCCUCUCCCCAUGUCUGAAUGGAGUAUACUUUAAAGUGAAAUGACAGACCAAGAGAAUAACAACAGCAUCUCAAGUAACCCUUUUGCAGCCCUCUUCAGCUCUCUAGCUGAUGCCAAGCAGUUUGCAUCAGUCCAAAAACAGCAGCUGAGGCAACUCACUGCAGAUGAAACCUCAGCCAGUCAAGAUGACUCAGAUAACAGUGUGUCAGAGAGUCUGGAUGACUGUGACUAUUCUGUGUCUGAGAUCAGCCGCUCCUUCCGUUCCCAGCAGGAGCUGUGUGAACAGCUCAACAUCAAUCACAUGAUCCAGAGGAUCUUCCUUAUCACCCUCGACAACAGUGAUCCCAGUAUGAAGAGUGGCAAUGGAAUUCCUGCUCGCUGUGUGUACCUGGAGGAAAUGGCUGCAGAUCUGGAUGAACAAGAUUGGCUUGACAUGGAAAACAUUGAACAGGCACUCUUCACCCGCUUGCUGCUCCAAGAGCCAGGAAAUCACCUGAUUUACAUGACCUGUGUCAGCACGCAGAAUCUUUCAGCAGAUAGAGAUGCAGGAGAAAAACAGAUUCUUCGUUAUCUAUAUGCCUGUUUCCAGAGAGCAAAGGAAGAGAUAACCAAAGUGCCAGAGAACCUGCUCCCCUUUGCAGUUCGCUGCAGGAACCUGACUGUGUCGAACACUCGCACUGUUCUCCUUACCUCAGAGAUCUAUGUCAACCAGAAUGUCUAUGAGCAGCUGGUGGACCUGAUGCUGGAGGCACUGAGAGGAGCACAUUUUGAAGAUGUGACUGAGUUUCUUGAGGAGGUCAUAGAAGCCUUGACGAUGGAUGAGGAAGUACGGACAUUUGGGGAGGUCAUGGUUCCUGUGUUUGAUAUUCUGUUGGGUCGAAUCAAGGACCUGGACCUUUGUCAGAUCCUACUGUACAUGUAUCUGGAUAUACUCCUCUAUUUCACCAGACAGAAAGCUAUAGCACAGGUUUUUGUAGACUACAUUCAACCAAAGGACCCCACCAAUGGGCAACUGUACCAGAAGACUCUGCUAGGAGUCAUCCUGAGCAUCUCCUGCUUGCUGAAAACUCCGGGUGUAGUGGAGAGUCAUAGCUACUUUCUGAAUCCAUCCCGAUCCAGCCCACAAGAGAUCAAAGUGCAGGAGUCCAACAUUCAUCAGUUUAUGGCCCAGUUCCAUGAGAAAAUCUACCAGAUGUUGAAGAACCUGUUACAGCUCUCUCCAGAGACCAAGCACAGGAUUCUGUCCUGGCUUGGAAACUGUCUCCAUGCUAAUGCAGGCCGUACCAAAAUCUGGGCUAACCAGAUGCCGGAGCUCUUCUUCCAGAUGUAUGCCUCGGAUGCCUUCUUUCUGAAUCUAGGGGCUGCCCUCCUGAAACUGUGCCAGCCAUUCUGCAAGCCCAGAUCUCCUAGGCUUCUCACCUUCGACCCCACCUACUGUGCCCUGAAAGAGCUGACUGAAGAGGAGAGGAGAAGUAAGAAUGUGCAUCUGAAAGGCUUGGAAAAAGAAACGUGUUUGAUUCCAGCUGUGACUGAGCAGGAUCCAGGGUUUGCCCACAGCUACAAUCUGGUGACCGAGAACCUAGUCCUGACACAGUACACCCUCCAUUUAGGAUUUCACAGGUUGCAUGAUCAGAUGGUAAAGAUAAACCAAAGCCUUCACCGGCUGCAGGUAGCCUGGCGAGAGGCUCAACAAAGUUCCAGCCCUGCAGCAGACAGUCUGCGGGAGCAGUUUGAACGCCUGAUGACUGUCUAUCUCUCCACCAAAACAUCCAUGACUGAGCCACAGAUGCUACAGAACUGCCUGAAUUUGCAAGUGUCCAUGGCAGUUCUCCUGGUCCAGCUGGCGAUAGGAAACCGAGGCACUGAGCCUGUAGACCUGACGUUCCCUUUGCCAGAAUUGAAGCACAGUGCACUGGCUUACGUUCCAGAAUUCUUUGCUGAUAAUUUGGGUGAUUUCUUCAUUUUCCUGCGGCGGUUUGCUGAUGACAUCUUGGAGGCUUCUGCUGAUUCUCUGGAGCACAUCUUUCACUUUGUUACUGUUUUCACGGGUGAUGUUGAGAGAAUGAAGAAUCCUCACCUACGAGCCAAGCUGGCCGAAGUGUUGGAAGCAGUGAUGCCUCACCUGGAUCAGGUCCAAAACCCCCUUGUUUCCAGCAUGUUCCAUCGCGAGCGAGUGUUCUGCUCCUACCUACAUGCUGCCCGUCUGGCUGAGGCACUUAUCAAGGUCUUUGUGGACAUUGAGUUUACAGGGGAUCCCCAUCAGUUUGAGCAGAAGUUUAACUAUCGUCGACCCAUGUAUCCCAUUCUCAGAUACAUGUGGGGGACAGAUUCAUACCGGCAAAGCAUAAAGGGUCUGGCUGAUUAUGCCUCGGAGAACCUAGAGGCAAUGAACCCUCCUCUCUUCCUGCGCUUCCUUAACUUGCUCAUGAACGAUGCCAUUUUCCUGCUGGAUGAAGCCAUACAGUACCUCAGUAAGAUAAAAGUUCAGCAGAUAGAGAAGGACCGUGGUGAGUGGGACAGCCUGUCCCCAGAGGCUCGUAGGGAGAAGGAGUCCAGUCUGCAAAUGUUUGGUCAGCUGGCUCGUUUCCACAACAUCAUGUCCAAUGAAACCAUUGGAACUCUGGCCUUUCUGACCUCAGAAAUUAAGUCCCUGUUCGUGCAUCCUUUCCUUGCUGAGCGCAUCAUCUCCAUGCUGAACUACUUCCUGCAGCACCUGGUUGGCCCUAAAAUGGGAGCAUUAAAAGUCAAGGAUUUCAGCGAGUUUGACUUCAAACCCCAGCAGCUUGUUUCUGACAUCUGUACCAUCUACUUAAACCUUGGCGAUGCAGAGAAUUUCUGCGCCACGGUGCCCAAGGAUGGGCGCUCCUAUUCGCCGAUGCUGUUUGCUCAGACAGUCAGAGUCCUAAAGAAAAUCAAUAAGCCUGGGGACAUGAUCGUGGCUUUCAGUAACCUGGCCGAACGGAUCAAGUCUCUUGCAGAUCGACAGCAGCAAGAAGAGGAGACCUAUGCAGAUGCGUGUGAUGAAUUCCUGGAUCCUAUCAUGAGCACUUUAAUGUCUGACCCGGUGAUCCUGCCAUCUUCCCGAGUCACUGUGGAUAGGUCAACAAUAGCCAGGCAUCUCCUCAGUGACCAGACAGAUCCUUUCAAUCGCAGCCCCCUCACUAUGGACCAGAUCAGACCAAACAUAGAACUAAAGGAGAAGAUCCAGCAAUGGCUUGCAGAGAGGAAAAAGCAGAAAGAGCAGCUAGAGAACACACUAAAAUGAACAAAUGAAAAAACAUCCUGACAAAUGAACAAAAGUUUAUUUGCAAGAGUGAAAUCCCCUUGCAGAGACAAUGGCUGGUGCUCCAGAGAAUCUGUGAAUCAGUGCUACAGUCUACUCUUUAACCACGAUUGCAUUUAGUGCAUUGCCACUAGACCUGGAGCCUUGCUUAGGCCCUUCCUUUUAUCCCCUUCUAUUUUUUGUUUCCAUUAAGUCUUUUCAAAAAUAUCAGAACCCUCAACUACAUCACAAAUUCUCAGCUCAAGAAUCCCUAUGGUCCCUUCUUGCACUGUUGGCCACUGGUUAAUUUUCUUGUGUUUGUUCUUCACAGCAUUCACUGUGUUUUAAUGAAUGUCAUGUCACACAUUUCAGUGGCUGUUAGCCACCACAAAAUCUCUCUUCUUCUGGUACUGCUGCUUUGGCUCCAGACCUAUUCAAACUAUGUAAUGUUCUAUCAUACUAUGUUUAGUGUGGAAAAAAAAUUGUGUGUCCACA